Messenger RNA from Cuscuta campestris, 924 nucleotides. NCBI's taxonomy places the organism in Eukaryota, Viridiplantae, Streptophyta, Magnoliopsida, Solanales, Convolvulaceae. The record is from the annotation of a GenBank genome assembly.
AUCACUGGUCCGGUUCUGAAAACAUCUCCUCUCCUAUCGUCUCCCAAACCAAAACAAAAUUCAUUCAAUCAUUCAUUAUAUAUGAACUCUGUUUCCCCAGUCAACUGCCAAAAUGUCUCCGCCUUCUCCCUCUCCAGUCUCCCCCUUCCUGCAAUUUCUCCUUCCUUUCUCCUUCUUCUUCUUCCUCCUCCCUACCCUCAAAUUAAGCGCAGACGCAGAGGAGCAGCUCUGCAAUUCCUCAACCGGCGGCUGCAAGAGGAACAACAUGACAAUUUCACAUCCUUUCUGGAGGAUAGGCGGCUCAGAUGAUGAGGAAGAAGAAGACCCAAUCUGCCGCCCCCGUAAUUUCGGCGUCAACUGUUCAAACGCGGAUCCCGAUUAUCCACUUCUCACCAUCAACGGCCACGAUUAUCUCGUGAGGAGCAUCAGCUAUCGAGAGCGCUCCAUCACGCUCGUCGAUUCCCAACUAAUCCCUCUCCAAAAAGACGACUGUAGUCCAUGGGGGGAGCUCCAGCAGAGUCUCGAUCUCAACGUAACGGCGCCGUUUUCGUACGACUCCGGCGUCGAUUUGGAAAUCACCUUCUUCUCCAACUGCGCUCGGCCUCCUCCGGACGAAAUUCCCCAUUUCUACGGGAUAGGCUGUGAUUCCUACUUGUUCGUCGGGCCGAUUGAUCCUCUGAGUUUGAGUCGGAUCGGGAAUUGCACCGGAAAGAUUGAGACGGCGGUGAGGAGAACGGAGGAAAUGGAGAGCGGUAAAUGGGAGUGGAAUGUCUCCUUCCGCGCGGCUAUGGAGCAAGGGUUCGUGCUUGACUGGAACUACCCUUCAAGCCAAACACGCCAUAAAGGAGGAGGUACCUUAUCAUUUAAUUUCCUCUUCUUAUUUUCUCUCACUCCCUGAUUUUCCCAUAAAUUUCAUUUGUUUGA